Messenger RNA from Anneissia japonica, 3763 nucleotides. Its product is annotated as acetylserotonin O-methyltransferase-like. Gene Ontology annotation, molecular function: O-methyltransferase activity. Lineage: Eukaryota; Metazoa; Echinodermata; Crinoidea; Comatulida; Comatulidae. The record is from RefSeq and is a predicted model, not a curated record. The coding region runs from base 177 to 1256 and encodes 359 amino acids. The transcript is spliced from 6 exons.
UUAUCUCUAUAGAUGUAACACCUCACUGCACCCGAGGAAUCCAACAGACAAUAAAUAUAAGCCCCUAUAUAAAUUACUACAGGUACCAGUCUUUGAUUUUACAUAGUUUACCUGACUAUACGGCUCCACCGACUACGCUGCAUUCAAUAGCAAAUCAGUGGCAGCGAGAGGAUAUCAUGUGUUCAUCAACCAACUCUACUAAUUCAAAAGGAUGGCCUGAACACUUACUGGACAUUUAUACUGGCUACCAGAAAUCACAGAUUUUAUUUGUGACAACCAACCUUGAAUUAUAUGAUCUACUUGAUAAUUGUGAUGGCGGGAUGACUGUAUUUGAAAUAGCCUGCAAGAAGAACAUCAAUUUGGACGCAAUAGAAAGAAUUCUGGAUCUUGCUGCUGGAUUGAAACUUAUUAAAAAAGAUGCUGGAUCUGACCCUGCAGUCUACAGCAAUAUCCCAGAGGUAGCAAACGCCCUACAGGCACAUAAGCCGAAUAACAUGGUAGCUGCGGUGCUUUAUGCUUCACGCAUCCAAUACCCUUUAUUCCAGCAGUUGAUGACUGUUAUCAAGGAUGGAAAUAAUACACAGGCUUACAAGGAUGCUUUUGGAUUUGAGGUUACCUCUGAGACGUAUGGUUCGUUGUACAGUAGUGAUCCAGACUAUACAGCAAAUUUCAUCCAAUUUAUGCAUGAUUUGUCAUCUAUAACGGCACCAGGUGUUGCCAAAUCAUUUGAUAUUUCACCUUUCAGAAGAAUAUGUGACUUAGGAGGUGGUUCAGGGGCGAUAGCAUACGCCUUAGCCUCCGAGUAUCCAAAUACUUCAGUAGCAGUUUUUGAUCUACCCUCUGUCAUAGAGAGAGCACAGAAUAUCAGACCUGAACAUUCCAAAGUGCUGAAAGUAGAAUUUGUUGCUGGAGAUUUUUUUAAAGACGAAUUUCCUCAGGCCAACUUGUACAUCUUGGCAAGAAUUGUUCACAAUUGGGAAGAAGAUAAAGUUCAUCAACUUUUAAAAAAGUCGUUUAAUUCGUUGGAAUCGGGAGGUGCUGUGUUGAUAGUAGAACGAUUGUUAAAUGAGACUAAAACUGGUCCACUAUCGACACUUGUAUCUAACGUUGCGAUGCUUACUUCCAUGACCGGAAAAGAAAGGACAGAGAAAGAGUACCGGCAACUUUUAGAGCAGCACGGGUUUGUAGACUUUCGAUGCCAUGUUGUCGUGGGGGAAAGCAGGCCAUUGCAUGCGAUGUUGGCUUACAAACAAUAAAGUAACCUAAUUUUUUUUGACCGAAAAUCCCAUCAAUAUAUAAAUAUAACAUACGAGACAAUUAAUGUAUACUGUAAAACUAGAGUGGAUGAGUGGGGUAAUAUAUAUAUACCGUACAUCAUAACACGUUUUUUUUUUUUAUUCCUUUUUUUUUUUGCCUGUUUGAAAUGAAGAAUAGGACCACGGAAAGCGAAAAAUAUACGUUUUUAAAAAUGGGUAAAAUUUCAAGUCCAGACUAAACAAAUCUUCCUGGUAUAAAUAUAGUUGAGGUGUGUGUGAUUUAGUCAUAGAUUGUUUUAAGAAUACAAAAUGAGAUAAUUUUGAGGUUUUAGUCUGAACUAAACUGUGUACUGCUAAAGUUUGUUUUAAGAAUACCUGGGUAUGUCUGUAUUAAAGAAUGGUAGUUGGUGGAAUGAACAUGAAUCAAAGAUAUAGCAUGUCCUCCUCACUGAUAAUGAAAAAGACCUUAAGUGUCUAAAAUACCGAAAAUGAAAUGCUAGUUAAACGUGUGUUCAAUAUGUGUCAUAGUAAUUAGCAAACAGGAUAAUGCUCCAUAAUCAAUAUCCAACUUAACAGAAAACACCUUGGACAAGUUUUAAGUACUGAUAUACAGGACAAAUUACUGGUGGUGGCAGAGGUGAAUGUGGAGUAAUAACAGAAAGGACCAUUUACUUUCAAUAAAAUGCAUACCGGUACUCAGCAAUGGAAUAUAAUGAUGGUCUCACUAUGUGAACAAUUAAAUGAAUCUUAGUAAUAACAUGCACUGCAGUAUAGCAAAUCUGCAGUAUUUGUCAGAGAAUCUUUUUUUGGUUAUUCACUGAUAAUAUAAGAAAAUGAACAAUACCGUCAAUUAUAGAAGUGAAGAAUAGGACCUGAUUUGAGACCAGUUGUAGAAGCCCAUUGUUAAAUCAGAGGUAAACACAACUAUUAGGCUCAUCUGCAUUAUGUCUAAUGGGUUUUAUCGUCAAUAAUAUUUGUACUUAAUUUUAUAUGAUAAUAAAAAGUUAGUGAACCACCAAAGAACAGUGUUUAUAAAAAUACCUUAAUAGCAUUAGUUAAUAGCAUUCUUUACUUUACAAGGGUAAUAAAAAGUUGGUGUACCAAAAGACUUCUCAUAAAAAAAAUUCUUUACAGGGGUAGUAAAAAGUUGGUGUAUCAAAAGACUUCUCAUAAAAAAAAAACUCUUUACAGGGGUAGUAAAAAGUUGGUGUACCAAAAGACUACCGAAAAUUUUCGGUAGUCCUCAUGCGUACUGUGUACAUACGGAAAACGUUAUGUUUUUUUUAAAUUCGAUACUCGAAUUUUAUAGUGAUCAAUUACAUUGAUAAAGCGACCCGCCAAACUUUACUAAUGACUCCACAAGUUUUGGGUGCCUGUGUACUAGAGUACAAUUAAAAGUAUAAUAAAUAUUCUCGGCCCACUCCUAUCCUUAAUUUAUGGCAACGACAUGGAAUCUGCCUUAGACUGUAAAUUAAUGCUAUAUGCUGAUGAUGCAGCACUUACGGUAUCUAAAAAAGAUGUUGCGUUAAUCGAACCUAAAUUAAGUAAUGAACUCCAGUCACUAAAUCAAUGGCUAAUUGAUAAUAAGUUAACUUUAAAUUUUGAUAAGACUGAAUCAAUCCUUUUUGGUACAAGAUAUGUGUAAAAAACAAUCCAAUUGUAUGGACAUUACCUGUAAUGAUGUCUAUUAAAUCAAAAUCAUCCGUUAAAUACCUGGGUCUUGAUCUUGAAAGUGCACUGUGCUUUUAAGUUUUUAUAUAGAAUAGAAAAUUGUUCACGCCAUAUGCCCUUAAACUCCUCAGAUCUUCUUUGACUCAAUAAUGCCACUAUCAUUAUGGAUGUUGUAUUUGGUAUUCUGGCCUUGAUAAAGCAACCAAAAUUAAACUUCAGACAUCCCAAAAUAAAAUUAUUAGAUGUAUCUUAUGUUUCAGACCUCGUGCACUGGUUAUAAUGAAUUCUCUAAAUUAAAUUGUUUGCCAAUUGAUCUCAGGGUUAAGGAACGAAAAGUGUAUCAUACAAGAUUAUUAACUUUCUCCUGGUUAUUUAAAUUCAUGUAUCACUAUGGUUAGCCAAACACAUAAUUACAAUACCAGAUUUGCUACGACAGUAUUUCAUUAAAAGUUCCUUAGUCUAAGGCCGCUUCACAUUCAUUGAAACUGGGAUUAUAUGAAUGGAAUCGUUUGCCAUUUACUGUUCAAAGUGCAACUUCCAUCUACGCUCUAUAAAAAUGAACUGAAGCUUAUAACGAAAUUUUAAAAAUGAGGGAUCAUAUAACUUAAAUUUUUAAUUGAUUUUUUAUGCUUGUUAUUCAUUAGGCCUUCUUAUUUUGUCCUGUUUUUUCUGUUUCUGAUUGUUUUUACGUAAGGACCACAACGGAAAUAAGUUGCCAAUUUCGGUACUUUAUUGUGUUUUUAUCUUUUGAAUAUAAUGUUUCUUGUCUUGUUUUAUGUAUAUAUUCAGAAAAAAGAAACAAAAUAAAAAAUAAAUAAUUUGAAAUUGCCGAAAAA